GAUCAGCAGUAACAGGUUCUAAGUACAAAGAAACUUCUUAACCAGCCAUUAUACGUUUGACGCGCGGGUCGCGAUCAGUUCAUAAAGUGUGUGAUAAUUCUACGUUCUAUUUUCUGUUCUGUUCUAAUAUUUAUUGGUAUAUCUACGAUAAAGGUACAUACUCAUUUUGCUUAAUUUUUUGAAAAGAUGCCUGCACCAGAAGCUGAUAACCAUAACCGCAAGGCUAAUUUUAAAUUUAAUUACAAACAUGAAGAGGCACGUAGAAGAAGAAGCGAAAUAUCAGUUGAAUUGCGAAAAGCUAGGAAAGAUGAACAAUUAUUAAAACGUCGUAAUCUCACCAUAGGCAAAGAGCCACAAAGCCCAACGGGUGAAACUAAUCUUUCACCUGUUUCUACAUCUAUAGAUGAAAUUGUUACUGGGAUGAAAUCUUCAGAUGAAAUAAUUCAACUACAAGCGACACAAGCAUGUAGAAAAAUGUUGAGCAGAGAAAAGAAUCCACCGAUAGAUAUUAUGAUACGACGUGGAAUUGUCCCCCGCUGCGUUCAAUUCUUAGAUUGUCAUCACAAUGCUGCACUGCAAUUUGAAGCAGCAUGGGCACUCACGAAUGUAGCUUCCGGCACACAAGACCAAACUUAUGUUGUUAUUAAACAUGGCGCUAUACCAAAAUUAGUUGCAUUGCUUAAGUCUGUAUCACCUAAUGUUGCUGAACAAGCAGUGUGGGCACUUGGAAAUAUAGCUGGAGAUGGACCAAUAGCUCGUGAUUUUGUUCUUGGAAAUGAUGCUAUGCCCCUUUUGUUAGAAUUAAUCAAACCUGACACUUCUGUGUCAUUCACGCGUAACAUUGUAUGGACAUUAUCAAAUUUGUGCCGUAAUAAAAAUCCUCCACCUCCGUUUGAAAUUGUACGAACUGCUCUUCCAGUGUUAAACCGUUUGCUUAGUUAUACUGAUAAAGUUAUACUUGCUGAUGCUUGCUGGGCACUAUCAUACCUUACCGAUGGUUCCAAUGAUAAAAUACAAGCAGUUGUAGAAUCUGGAGUUAUUCCAAAACUUGUGGAUUUACUUGCUUCAACUGAAGUAACAGUUCUGACACCAGCACUUCGUGCAGUUGGAAAUAUAGUUACAGGCAAUGAUAUGCAGACAGAUGCAAUAAUAUCGGCAGGCGGUUUACAACAUUUAGGGCUAUUAUUGCAACAUCAUCGUGUUAAUAUUGUUAAAGAAGCAGCAUGGACUAUUAGCAACAUCACUGCUGGUAACAUAGAUCAAAUUCAACAUGUUAUAAAUGCUGGAUUAUUUUCACCCUUGAUACAUGUUCUACAGUCUGGAGAUUUUAAAUCUCAAAAAGAAGCAGCAUGGGCUGUGACUAAUUUAACAUCUGGUGGAUCUGUACAACAAUUAGCUCAACUAGUACAGUUGGGAGUGCUAGUGCCAUUCUGUAACUUGCUAGAAGUCAAAGAUUGGAAAACUGUGGUUGUUGUCCUUGACGGCUUGAUUAAUAUUUUGAAUGCAGCAGAAAAAAUGGGAGAAGUGGAACGUGUAGCUAUCAUGAUAGAAGAAGUUGGAGGUUUAGACAAACUGGAGGUUCUUCAACAUCAUGAAGUAGAACAAGUGUAUCAAAAAGCCGUUGCAAUGAUCGAUACUUUCUUCUCGGAUGGGGAUACUGAAGAAGCAACGGUAGCACCUACAACAACUGAUGGUCAGUUGGAAUUCAAACCAACUGAAUCGAAUCAAAAAGGUUUCAAUUUUUAAAUUUUCUUAAUUAUUUGUCAUUUAAUAUGCUAUCGUGUGUUUCACUUCGUUUUGUAAAUAGAUCUGCACUUGUUCAUCAGGAAAGAUAAACAUUAAAGACAAGUUUUUUUUUGUCUUUUUUGUAAUUCUUUACCUAUGUUUUGCACACUCCAUGACAAGAGUAAUUUUCAUUUAAUGUUUCUUUUCAUACAUAAUAUUAAAAUUGCCAGAUGUUCAUUAGUC
Colletes gigas is the source of this 1968-nucleotide messenger RNA. It is a transcript of the gene Pen, whose product is annotated as importin subunit alpha. The coding region runs from base 187 to 1746 and encodes 519 amino acids. Gene Ontology annotation, molecular function: protein binding; nuclear import signal receptor activity. The record is from RefSeq and is a predicted model, not a curated record. The transcript has 8 exons. Gene Ontology annotation, biological process: NLS-bearing protein import into nucleus. Lineage: Eukaryota; Metazoa; Arthropoda; Insecta; Hymenoptera; Colletidae. Gene Ontology annotation, cellular component: nucleus; cytoplasm.